AUGGCUGCCUCGGGCUCCACCUCUGUGUCUGAGGGUUUCCACUACGAGACUAAGUACAUUGUCCUCAACUACCUGGGGCUCCUGCCCCCCUCCCAGCUACAGGCCACUACUGGCGGAGGUAAGGGACAGGCUGCACCCCCUUAUCACUCACACUAAAUCAGGAUGGAGAAGAUACUGGGGAUAGGAGGGAAUGCCUGCUUCCCGUUCCCAAUUCUCCACCACUAGCACACUACCCACCAAUGAUUUAAAAUUGGUGUACGCAUUGGCAGGAGGGAGUUUAGUUAAAUCCAUGCGAGAGAGUGUAUGAAUGCACACUUCGGGGGAAGGGUAAAGAAUUGGGGUGCAGACACAGUCUAUGCAGAUUGCCACCCUUCUGCCUGCCAGUGCCUAUCCCCCUUUUCAUUGGCGCUCAUUAGAAAUAUGUGAUUGCUGUCUUAGUCUCUGGCUUGAAAACCUGCCCAGAAACGUUAGUACAGAGGCUGUUUUGUAUUCUGCCUGGGUUGAGCUAGUGGAUGCUAGUAUUUUCUUGUCCUAAUUCUGGGAGUUCACACAAACAUGGUGAGCAUGCAUAUGUCAAUCAAAGCUUCCUAGAGUCCUACCGUGCCUUUACAGAAUGUAUGGGCAGCUUGUGCUGGCACCACUUCCAAGCAUGUUGGUAUCUCUACCCUAGUUAUGUGGAGACUGAACAGCAUCUAGUAAGGUUGACAGUAGGGUUGGGCGAUAUUACGAUGGUAUCAUCUAUCGACGAUGAUUGACAGGUUAGCUUAUUUGAACUUGACUGGCACCACGCAGUAAAGAAUGGAGUCAGUAUGAAAAAUGUAUGCACUCACUAACUAAGUCACUCUGGAUAAGAGCGUCUGCUAAAAUGACAAAAAAAUAAUGUAAAAUGAGUCGGGCAGCGGACGGCAGGGCAGCACACAAGUGACAUUCUGAGUAAUCUGCCUAUUCCUAUUUGCUAUAGCCUAUUUCAAUAAAUAGCCUGAGUUUUAUAUAGGCCUACAGAACGCAAGAGAGCAAUGUAGGCUAGACAUUUUACAUUUUAGUCAUUUAGCAGACGCUCUUAUCCAGAGCGACUUACAGUUAGUGAGUGCAUACAUUUUCAUACUGGCCCCCCGUGGGAAUCGAACCCACAACCCUGGUGUUGCAAGCGCCAUGCUCUACCAACUGAGCUACACGGAGCGGAGAAUUCCACCAAAGCAGUGCAAAAGGUCCAGUCAGAAAAUAUUAUCUCGCUGUCUCUCUCUUGCUCUGUCGGUUGCAUGGGCCUUAUAGCCUAAACCGAUUGAUUUUUAUAAGGGACACUCCUUAACUAUAUUCUGUCUAGCUGUUUAAAAAAACGUAGGCAAUAUUCCCUUCUCUCCAUUCGAUAUGACUUUGGGCUAGGCUACGGUUUCAUCGUUUUAUGCAUGCAUGCUUUCUCUCCCAAUCAAACAAUGAAUGCAUUGUACAGAGUUCUAUCUAAAAAAGUUUGUUUGAAUAGCCUAAAAACGUAAGAGGGCCAUGGGACUAAUAAUGACAAAGAACAAACCAUAUCAAUAUAGACAAAUCUAAUGACCAGUUUAAUCAAAUUUAAGCUUAUUAAGAAAUAAAUUAUCCGUGAGGGGUGGAAAAAUCCCUCCAUGCGAGGUUGAAAACCAAAUGGCCAAUUACCUAUUGUCUUACUAGGCCUAUCAUAAAAACUUUAAGACAAAUUAAAGCCUUUUUCCCAAAUAGCCUAAGGUACUGUUGUCCUAAAGUUGCCACUUUCAAAAAAGAACAAGAAUGAAAGUCGGAGUCUAUAGGCCUAGACUAGUCUCAAUCACAGCUUUAUGAGAGACUAUAAACAAUAGCCUAUUCAGAGAGGAGGAUGAGGCAAAGCAAUUAUUAUCCAGUUCUGAAGAUGGUAGACUUUGCUUCUAUCCAGCCCAUGAUUCUAUAACCUAACGCACUACAGUAAGGCCUGUUCCUCAUCAGUUGACUGUCACUUUGCUCCAUCAUGUGUGCGAGACACACACAUACCUGUUCCAUGCUGAAUCUCCACCAGAAAAUACUAUUAGAAAAUAAUUGCCAGCAUUUAGCCUCUGACCAGGCUUUCAACAACAUUAUCUUUUGUCAUGAUUCGUCCAGUUGUAGCAUGCAAUUUCACGCUAUAGCCCAACAGUGGUUUUUGAAUAUUAUAAUUUUUAUUCCCAAAAUGUUUUUAGGGGGUUGGCCAGUAGGGGGUGAUACCAUGGUAUAUCACAAUGUUUUAUGAGUACAUAAUCAUGAGAGGACAGAGAUUGACAUCGUCCAAACCUAGUUGACCGUCACUGGCAUUAGGGUGGGAAAUUGUUUGAUAUACUAGCCUGACCUGCUCUCCUAACUACGGAGGGCAUGACAGCCCUGUAGGAGCAGUAGUCUGGGGUUCUCUGAGGUCUGACAUGUGCCCCAUGUGAUUGCCAUGGAAAAGUAAUGAGUCUGACGGUUCCCUAUGAAAGGCAAAGACCUCUUGGCUCUGACAGGAAGAGCAGGACUUUCGUAUUUCCUGUCGCCUGUUUUGUCAGAGGGGGUGGGCGACGUAGAGACGAGUGCCUGAUCCCUGCUUUCCGCUCGACCCACUCCUUGUUCUGACAGCCUGUCGUGGGCAAUCACUGUAGGAUUACUCACCCGCCACCGGGCAAGAGCAAAAAGAGGCGCAGGCCGGACUGACGGACUGCUGAACCAGCACCUAGCCUGGCUGGGAAAACCAACACGGCGCCUCACUGUGUCUCCCUGAGUGAGUUAAUGUGUGAGCAGCCAGGAGAGAGUAUAAGGGUUAAUGAGAUGAUUGAUGUGUGUGAAUGAGGGGUGUGCAUCUGGGCCUGUAAGCACGCAAUGAGAGCAGAGCGUGUAUUGCUAGAGAGUGGAGAAGAAGAAAGGGAGGGAGGAGCGAGCAGCUUGAAAAGAGAGCGUGUGUGGGAGUAUGUACAAACUCUGUUGUCAAUCCAUCCAUGACAGCUCUGUUUGGUGAACGGUGCAUAUUGAAAAUCCACACCUGAGAAGGGCCUAUACUCAGGCAAGAUGGAGUGCAUUGCUGCUACUUUGCAUUGUAAGGGUGACUGUCAAAUAGUGAUGAGCAUUGAACAAUGGCUUAACUUUGCUCUGUGUAGAUUGGUGUCCCUAGUCUCCAUACAGUUCAGUUUAUUUUUUGUUACCUUUUAACCUCCCUGUAAACCAUUACAUAGGCCUACAGUAUGUGUACAUUUGUGGCCAGCAGUUAUUACAUCAUACAGUCAGUAACAUCAGAGGUUUUGCACAGACAUUUACAUUACAUUUAUGUCAUUUAGCAGACGCUCUUAUCCAGAGCGACUUACAAAUUGGUGCAUUCACCUUAUAGCCAGUGGGAUAACCACUUUACAAUAUAUAUAUUUUUUUUUCUUUGGGGUGGGGUAAGGGGGGGUAGAAGGAUUACUUUAUCCUAUCCCAGGUAUUCCUUAAAGAGGUGGGGUUUCAAGUGUCUCCGGAAGGUGGUGAGUGACUCCGCUGUCCUGGGGUCGUGAGGGAGCUUGUUCCACCAUUGGGGUGCCAGAGCAGCGAACAGUUUUGACUGGGCUGAGCGGGAACUGUGCUUCCGCAGAGGUAGGGGGGCCAGCAGGCCAGAGGUGGAUGAACGCAAUGCCCUCGUUUGGGUGUAGUGACUGAUGAGAGCCUGAAGGUACGGAGGUGCCGUUCCCCUCACAGCUCCGUAGGCAAGCACCAUGGUCUUGUAGCAGAUGCGAGCUUCAACUGGAAGCCAGUGGAGUGUGCGGAGGAGCGGGGUGACGUGAGAGAACUUGGGAAGGUUGAACACCAGACGGGUUGCGGCAUUCUGGAUGAGUUGUAGGGGUUUAAUGGCACAGGCAGGGAGCCCAGCCAACAGCGAGUUGCAGUAAUCCAGACGGGAGAUGACAAGUGCCUGGAUUAGGACCUGUGCCGCUUCCUGUGUAAGGAUGUUGUAGAGCAUGAACCUACAGGAUCGGGUCACUGCCUUGAUGUUAGCGGAGCACUGAUAACUAAUGUUUGCACAGUGCAACUGUUGUUUUUUAUUUUUAUUUUAUUUUUUAUUUUAUGUCAUUUAGCAGACGCUCUUAUCCAGAGCGACUUACAGGAGCAAUUAGGGUUAAGUGCCUUGCUCAAGGGCACAUCGACAGAUUUUUCACCUAGUCGGCUCGGGGAUUAGAACCAGCGACCUUUCGGUUACUGGCACUACGCUCUUAACCACUAAGCUACCUGCCGCCUAUAUAUAUAGCUUAAUAACACAAGAUGGAUAUUGGUCUCCACUAGGCUACGACAUACAAGUGUGAAGUGUAUCCUAAGGUUGCGAAUGUGUCAAAAUUUGGUUCAGUUGUGGUCUAGCGGUUAGUGCCGUUGCCUUCAGCGUGCACACACAGGCCUACCGUGUCGACAUGGGUUCGAUUACGGCCCACGCCCUUCUGGCACAAAUAACUCAAUCCCCUGAUUGACUUGAUUUAGUUACACAUUACAAAUAUACAGUUAGUCAAGUUUGGACACACCUUGUUACGGAUACUGUGGUGUUUUGUGUACUCACUAAGUUGCUGGUUACUCUGUUUGGUAACUUUGUUAGAGACUUGAUAGAAAACGCCAAUCUCGUGUGUGCCACGUUAACAUGUUGAAGACAUACCACACCAGACCCGUCACUCAGAUAGACAGUCCAGAGAAACUGGCCGAGUCGGCUGUCCCUAUUGCUGCUACGGCUGUAGUGGGAGGUCAUGUUAAUGAUGGGGGUCGGAUAAUGUGUUGGCAGAUGCUUUGUCUCGUGUUUAAAGAUCUAGGUUUUUUUUGUUAUCCCGUCAGGAUGCUGUUGAUCUUUGAAUUUUGGGUGUUGUGAUGGUACGUGUGUCGCAAACCAUUGUGGUUUGCUCUUUUAAGGGUGGGAGUGUUACGGAUACUGUGGUGUUUUGUGUACUCACUAAGUUGCUGGUUACUCUGUUUGGUAACUUCGUGUGUUUCUGGGAAAAGGGGAAUCUAAGCAAGUUGCCCUUGGGCGUACAUUACCCGUAGGAAGAAAACUGUCUAAAAACACUAGUUAGACCUGAGCGGACCACCCACUGUACUUUUGUAUGAUUAGCAGUAGCUUAGCGGUUCUUGAGGCAGGCAAGAUCAGUUUAGGGGUGUUUUACACUAUUGUUUCAUUUCUUGGGUCCUGCUCAGCCCUUUUUCCCAAACCUUUACCGUGUGUUCAAAAAUAAACCUUUUAUGUUUGACGGUAGUUUAUGGUUGUCGUGUAGUUUUUGUUCUCACUGUUCCAUGUCACGCUUAUAAUUUGCAUGAAUUAUGUUACGGGUCUCAUGUCCAUCCACCCUAGACGUUUAAAGCCACGGGGUUCGUAACACACCUACUCAUUCAAGGGUUUUUCUUUAUUUUUACUAUUAUUUACAUUGUAGAAUAAUAGUGAAGACAGCAAACAAGUGCUCAGCAUACAGUGAGGGGAAAAAAGUAUUUGAUCCCCUGCUGAUUUUGUACGUUUGCCCACUGACAAAGAAAUGAUCAGUCUAUAAUUUUAAUGGUAGGUUUAUUUGCACAGUGAGAGACAGAAUAACAACAAAACAAUCCAGAAAUACGCAUGUUAUAAAUUGAUUUGCAUUUUAAUGAGGGAAAUAAGUAUUUGACCCCCCCCCCACCCCCCCACACCUCUCAAUCAGAAAGAUUUCUGGCUCCCAGGUGUCUUUUAUACAGGUAACGAGCUGAGAUUAGGAGCACACUCUUAAAGGGAGUGCUCCUAAUCACAGUUUGUUACCUGUAUAAAAGACACCUGUCUACAGAAGCAAUCAAUCAGAUUCCAAACUCUCCACCAUGGCCAAGACCAAAGAGCUCUCCAAGGAUGUCAGGGACAAGAUUGUAGACCUACACAAGGCUGGAAUGGGCUACAAGACCAUCGCCAAGCAGCUUGGUGAGAAGGUGACAACUGUUUGUGCGAUUAUUCGCAAAUGGAAGAAACACAAAAUAACUGUCAAUCUGCCUUGGCCUGGGGCUCCAUGCAAGAUCUCACCUCGUGGAGUUGCAAUGAUCAUGAGAACGGUGAGGAAUCAGCCCAGAACUACACGGGAGGAUCUUGUCAAUGAUCUCAAGGCAGCUGGGACCAUAGGCACCAAGAAAGCAAUUGGUAACACACUACGCCGUGAAGGACAUCCUGCAGCACCCGCAAGGUCCCCCUGCUCAAGAAAGCACAUGCAUGCCCGUCUGAAGUUUGCCAAUGAACAUCUGAAUGAUUCAGAGGAGAACUGGGUGAAAGUGUUGUGGUCAGAUGAGACCAAAAUCGAGCUCUUUGGCAUCAACUCAACUCACCGUGUUUGGAGGAAGAGGAAGGCUGCCUAUGACCCCAAGAACACCAUCCCCACCAUCAAAUAUGGAGGUGGAAACAUUAUGUUUUGGGGGUGUUUUUCUGCUAAGGGGACAGGACAACUUCACUGCAUCAAAGGGACGAUGGACGGGGCCAUGUACCGUCAAAUCUUGGGUGAGAACCUCCUUCCCUCAGCCAGGGCAUUGAAAAUGGGUCGUGGAUGGGUAUUCCAGCAUGACAAUGACCCAAAACACAAGGCCAAGGCAACAAAGGAGUGGCUCAAGAAGAAGCACAUUAAGGUCCUGGAGUGGCCUAGCCAGUCUCCAGAUUUUUCUAUGGGAUUAAGGUCUGUGGAGGGAGCUGAAGGUUCGAGUUGCCAAACGUCAGCCUCGAAACCUUAAUGACUUGGAGAAGAUCUGCAAAGAGGAGUGGGACAAAAUCCCUCCUGAGAUGUUUGCAAACCCGGUGGCCAACUACAAGAAACGUCUGACCUCGUGAUUGCCAACAAAGGUUUUGCCACCAAGUACUAAGUCAUGUUUUGCAGAGGGGUCAAAUACUUAUUUCCCUCAUUAAAUGCAAAUCAAUUUAUAACAUUUUUGACAUGUGUUUUUCUGGAUUUCUUUGUUAUUCUGUCUCUCACUGUUCAAAUAAACCUACCAUUAAAAUUAUAGACUGAUCAUGUCUUUGUCAGUGGGCAAACGUACAAAAUCAGCAGGGGAUCAAAUACUUUUUUACCUCACUGUAUGUGGGAACUCCUUCAAGACUGUUGGAAAAGCAUUCCAGGUGAAGCUGGUUGAGAAAAUCCCAAGCGUGUGCAAAGCUGUCAUCAAGGCAAAGGGUGGCUACUUUGAAGAAUCUCAAAUAUAAAAUAUGUUUUGAUUUAUUUAACACUUUUUCUGGUUACUACAUGAUUCCAUGUAUGUUAUUUCAUAGUUUUGAUGUCUUCACUAUUCUUCUACAAUGUAGAAAAUAGUAAAAAAUAAAGAAAAACCCUUGAAUGAGUAGGCAUGUCCAAACUUUUGACUGGUACUGUGUGUGUGUAUAUACACACACACACAAUCCAGGGAUAUUUUACCGCUGAUCUUGAUAAGGAAUGACUAGACACUUUUGGAAAACAUAAAUAGGAAACAAAUAAAAUAAUAACAGUAGGCUACACCAACAUUAGUUUCCAUUCAUACAAAGUGUUGGGUAAAUUGCCACAGUAUGUUUGCCGUGGUAAACAAGGAAAUACUUUUAUAUUGUACAGACUGCUUGUCAAAUAAAUCAUGCUUAGUCUGUUAGAAACGGACUGUUCCGAUGACAAAACCAACCACAGGGCGAACAUAUUUUGAAAGACUGGUUGCAAGCAAGACUAAAGCAGAGAGGAAGAGGCGACGCGAGAGGGCUCACUCGCCAAAAUCUGUCCAGAAUAAACCCAAUGCGUUUCUAUGUGCUUAAUAUGCAGACCUGAGCUUGUCGCCUGCCUUCCUUUCUUUGGGACAACGAUUCCCAUUGUUGGGGCGAAGACAUGAGCGUCUCGUCAUUAUAUACAGAUCUCUGACUAAGGUAACACUGACAUCAUCUUUUAGGGAGCGGUAAUGAGGUGACCAAUAAUGGUUGCAAUUGAGAUGAGCUGUGCGGGUGAAUUUAGCUAAUUGAUGGUUUAAUGAGACAGCUGGCAACGAUCUAGUGCCUUCAAUGGUUGCAAUAGGCCCCUUGUUAGUUUGAUUAUAUUCCAAUAGGCUACAUUUUGAAGGCUACCCGUGUGAAAACCGAUAAUAGGCUACUGUUUGUUUCCCUGGCUGAGUUAAUGAGCUGAUUUAGGCCAUCAGUUGAUUGAUAAUGGUAUUUUUUUAUUUAAAAAAAUGUUUCAUGGUGCACAAGACACCUGUCUGAUUCACGCCUGUCUCAGUGGACUAAUCCAUUGCGGAGGCCACAUGGAUGGCACAGUCCAUCACUCUUAAGACGUGAUUCAAAAGCUGGCUGUUUUUAGAUGAAAUGAGAGAACCUAGUUGAUCUCAAUAUCACCCUCACUUUCAAUAACAAACAACUUGAGGAUAUGCACAAAGAGAAUAAAAGCUAAAGGGCACUGUUGACAAACUGUAAAUCAAAGUAAACGAUGUUGUCCGUGACAAGAGCCCUUAAUGAGACAGUGCUGAAUCUAAUAUUCUCUGGCAUAGAAGAGGUCAAAUCUAGAAACCCUGAGGCAUCUGUGAGUGAGUUCAUAUCUACUAAACUGAAUUUCACUAGACCAUGUACAAAUAAUGACAUUUUCUAGAGUACAAAGAAUGUGAGGUACAUCCCAUUAUUGCCUGCUCCCCAUAAUAGAUUGUUUUGAGCACUUCCAGCAGAAAAUCAUGGUUCAAAGAAAAAGAAGAGGGCUCGAAGGCACAAACCUAUGGCAUGAACGACCAGUUCCCGAAAGAAAUCUGUGACUGAAGGAAAAUACUUUUCCCAACGUAAAAAAAACAACAGAGAAAUGAGUAGACGCGUCCUCUAUGGUGGUUAAUAAACUUUACAUCGAUGGGCAGCUAUAUACAUUGCAUUCAGAAAGUAUUCAGACCCCUUGACCUUUUUCCACAUUUAUCCAACAUACAGUGCUUUCGGAAUAUAUAUUCAGACCCCUUGACUUUUAAAUGUUUUUGUUACGUUACAGCCUUAUUCUAAAAUUGAUUAAAUAGUUUUUUCCCCCUCAUCAAUCUACACACAACCCCAUAAUGACAAAGCAAAAACAGGUUUUUAUACAUUUUGGCAAAUGUAUAAAAAAUAUCACAUUUACAUAAGUAUUCAGACCCUUUACUCAGUACUUUGUUGAAGCGCCUUUGGGAGAGAUUACAGCCUUGAGCCUUCUUGGGUAUGACAUUACAAGCUUGGCACACCUGUAUUUGGAGUGUCUCCCAUUUUUCUCUGCAGAUCCGCUCUUUCAGGUUGGAUGGGGAGCGUCGUUGCACAGCUAUUUCCAGGUCUCUCCAGAGAUGUUCGAUCGGGUUCAAGUCCGUUCUCUGGCUGGGCCACUCAAGGACAUUCAGAGACUUGUCCCGAAGCCACGCCUGCUUUGUCUUGACUGUGUGCUUAGGGUCGUUGUCCUGUUGGAAGGUGAACCUUCGCCGCAGUCUGAGGUCUUGAGCACUCUAGAGCAGGUUUUCAUCAAGGAUCUCUCUGUACUUUGCGCUGUUCAUUUUUGUCUCGAUCCUGACUAGUCUCCCAGUCCCUGCCGCUGAAAAACAUCCCCACAGCAUGAUGCUGCCUCCACCAUGCUUCACUGACAUGAUGCUUGGCAUUCAGGCCAAAGAGUUCAAUCUUGGUUUCAUCAGACCAGAGAAUCUUGUUUCUCAUGGUCUGAGUCCUUAAGGUGCCUUUUGGCAAACACCAAGCAGGCUGUCAUGUGCCUUUUCCUGAGGAGUGGCUUCCGUCUGGCCACUCUACCAUAAAGGUCUGAUUGGUGGAGUGCUGCAGAGAUGGUUGUCCUUCUGGAAGUUUCUCCCAUCUCCAUAGAAGAACUCUGGAGCUCUGUCGGUGACCAUCGGGUUCUUGGUCACCUCCCUGACCAAGGCCCUUCUCCGAUUGCUCAGUUUGGCCGGACGGCCAGCUCUAGGAAGAGUCUUGGUGGUUCCAAACUUCUUCCAUUUAAGAAUGAUGGAGGCCACUGUGUUCUUGGGGACCUUCAAUGCUGCAGAAAUGUUUUUGCACCCUUCCCCAGAUCUGUGCCUCGACCCAAUACUGUCUCGGAGCUCUAUGGACCAUUCCUUCGACCUCAUGGCUUGGUUUGUGCUCUGACAUGCACUGUCAAGUGUGGGACCUUUUUAUAUAGACAGGUGUGCCUUUCCAAAUCAUGUCCAAUCAAUUGAAUUUACCACAGGUGGACUCCAAAUCAAGUUGUAGAAACAUCUCAUUAAUGAUCAAUGGAAACAGGAUGCACCUGAGCUCAAUUUAGAGUCUCAUAGCAAAGGGUCUGAAUACUUAUGUAAUAAGGUAUUAUUAUUUAUUUUUUUACUUGUAAUACAUUUGCAAAAAUGUCUAACCCUGUUUUCGCUUUGUCAUUAUGGGGUAUUGUGUGUAGAUUGAGGAUUUUGUCAAAUUAAAUCAAUUUAUGAUUAAGGCUGUAACGUAACAAAAUGUGGAAAAAGUCAAGGGGUCUGAAUACUUCCCGACUGCAGUAUACAUACAUGCAUACAUACAUGGCUGUGUGCUCUAUUUUAUACACCUGUCAGCAACGGGUGUGGCUGAAAUUGCCGAACCACUAAUUUGAAGGGGUGUCCACAUACUUUUGUGUGUAUGUAUGUGUAUAUAUUUUUUUAUUUCAGAUUUACGUGAGUGGAAGUUUCACCAUGGCACGGACUGUGGCGAUACGUUGGCACACAAUAAUUAUUACAAUAUGGCAAUAUACCUGAGACAUGAAUCGAGUUGAAGGGAAGGCAUAUACAGGCUGUCACCAAUUUAUUGUUGUGCAAUUUGCCCAAAUGUAUAAUGGAAACCUCUAACCACUCGACAGAUAUUAGCGUUUUAAUUUUAUAAUUUAAGGUAUUUACCCCCUUUUUUUUUUCUCUACCCAAUUUCGUGAUAUCCAAUUGCGAUCUUGUCUCAUCGCUGCAACUCCCCAACGGGUUCGGGAGAGGCGAAGGUCGAGUCAUGCGUCCUCCGAAACAUGACCCACCAAACCGCGCUCCUUAACAGCUAGCCGCACCAAUGUGUCGGAGGAAAGAAGUCAGCCUGCAGGUGCCCGGCCCGCCACAAUGAGUCGCUAGAGCGCGAUGAGCCAAGUAAACCCAACCCGGACGACGCUGGGCCAAUUGUGCGCCGCCCUAUGGGUCUCCCGGGAUCGAACCCGGGUCUGUAGUGACGCCUCAAGCACUGCGAUGCAGUGCCUUAGACCGCUGCGCCACUAGGGAGGCCGAAAUUGUUUUUUCUUUUAGGUGUGAUGUCCAGCUGUUUUUCUUUACACAAGACCAUUCAAUGGAAACGCACCGUAGCAGGCAAUUGUUGCAUCUAUUUUCUAUUCUAACGUUCUAAAUGUCGACAAAAAAUCUCUGGAAAAGUUAAUGGAAACCUAGAUAAUGAUGUAAUUGAUUCCAAAUAUGUCAUGUGUGACUGUUAGUGUCAUGUGAUGUUGUGUUUCCUUCCAGGAGAUGACCAGUAUGCUGUGGACAGAGAGAUGGAGAGAGAGAGGAACAGAGUGAUGAAGGGACAGAUAGAGGAAGAGCUGAGGCAACUGGAAGAUGAGAUCUCAGCCUGUAAGAGGAAGCCACACACACCAGAUAUUGUAUGCCCUCACAACACAGACAUGUCUGAGCAUGCUAAUAGUUGGGUAUUUCAGCCCUCAUCACACUGUUCUUGUACAACUGGGUCUGGGACUGUCAAAGAAAUGAAUGAGUGUGUGUGUGUUUACAGCCUUCUCCAGUACAGGCUUCGACUGCCACAUGUCUCCAGUGUUCAGCCCUGCCAACCCAGAGAGCUCCAUCGAAGACUGCCUUGCUGCUAUGGGCGACCGGGUGGCCAGAGACCUGGACACACACCUGGCCUCCACUGUACACACACUCCUCAGUGCGUGAGUAUCUGUUCUGCAGUGUACACCAAUUACUUUAUCUAUGAAUGGACAAAGCCAUCGAUCACGUGACACCAUUCAUUCCUAUGUGAAGACUUGAUAGCGCAUUUGAAGCCAAGGAAGUUGGUUCAGAUGGCAUCUCAUGUAGGUGAUUUAUGUAGACAUGCGCAGUUGGAGCUACUCCAGGAAGUGACGCUGCAGGCUAGCUCAGUGCUACUCCUCUCGUUGAGUAUCUCAAGCUAGAGGCUGAACAGGGUACUGCAGGCUGCCAUUAGCUACUAAAUUAUCAUAACUUAUUCUGUGUGAGAUUUUAAAAUAAGCGGUUCAAGGACAUGCAUCUGGUGUAAUGGAAGCAAUUAUUGGUACCAGGAUUGCCUUCUGUCUUUUUUAUUUAUGUGAAGAUUGCCAUUUUCCCAUUCACUAUAAAGGGGAUCCUGUUUUCUGCAAACAAUGCCUGCAGUACCAUGGUCGGCCUUGAACUUCGUGGCUUCAAUGAGAGGGGGCAGUCGUUCUCUCCUGGUGUACACCCAGCCUAACAUUCUCUCACUGUGUGUGUGUGUGCGUGCAGCCAGUUGUCAUGUUCACUGUUCACCCUUUAAGAGAACAGAUUAGUAAACUCUGUGUAUUGCUGUUUUCCCUACAUUGUUGAAACCUAUUGGUUUGGUAGUUUACCAUUUUGGUUGGGAAAAGGCAUGCGUUUCAGUGCCUUCAAGAGUCCUUGAAUACAGUCAGCACAGCAGUGCCUGGGUAGGCUCAUCAGCCAGAGCAUGUGAGCGGAGUGGAGCGGGAGCGGGCAGAUUUUGGACAGAACCCAGAGCGGCAUUUUUAAAAGGACGGAGCGUCACCCUAUGUCCCGCUCCAAUUUCGCUCGCUCACACCACGAGUCUGAAGCAUGCUCAAGCCUGACCCAGAAUCCAUCUGUUUAAUUUAAUUUGUCGUCCAUGAAUUUGUAUUUUAUAGAGCGAGAGGAGCAGCAGCAGCAACAAGAGAAAAGGGUUGAGGAAUUCAAACGUUUCUUCACUGCACGCAAAGGCCCAACCAUAACAAGGGAGAGAAAAAGAGAGCUGGAUGUAGCAUUUAAAAAAAUGAUUUACAUGAACCGCUGAUUAAAGGAGAACGCGAAGGGAUGCAACACUUCACCGGCGCAGCUCAACCGUGCUAACCUCCUCCCUGGCACUGAAGAGGAGGAUGAGGGACCACUAAUGUAGAAACUAUGAUAAAUCGGUACUUUACUGUGUCAAAUUUACAUCUGAGAUGCUCCAUUCACAUGCUUCAGCUGGCGAUCAAAGACACCGUUAACGAGCACGACAACAUUAAUAGGCUGUUAGUGAAAGCCGGGCACCUGGUGAAAUGUGUACGCAAGAGCACCCUGAACACAGAGGAAACCGACCAAUUAGGUGUCGGCCCCACAAAUGCCUGCGCCACUCGAUGGAGCAGCCAGCUGCGGAUGAUUCAGUCGUUCAUCCGGUUGUUCCAAAAAGACCCGUUAUGGCAAAACAAACUCAAGUCUGUUGCUAACAUCACCCUGACUCAAGUACGGCAGCUGACGCACCUUGUCAGUGUGCUGACACCACUGGCAGACCUCACAGACAAAAUGCAGAAGGAGCUGGGGAACCUGGGGAUGAUCCUCCCUGCUGUCACAGAAAUCAAAUCCCUGCUCACCGAUGACACUCACGCUGCACUUCCAAUGGGCAUCGCUGCUUUUGCAGAAACAUUGGCAAACAACGUGUCAAUUCACUAUGGAAUAUACUAUACUGAUAAACAUCUCAUUUUAGCAUCAGUGUUAGAUCCCCGUUUCAAGACAGAAUGGUGCUAGCUGUGCCACUAGAGAUCCUGGUUCGAAUCCAGGCUCUGUCGUUGCCGGCCGCGACCGGGAGACCCAUGGGGCGGCGCACAAUUGGCCCAGCGUCGUCCAGGGUAGGGGAGGGAAUGGCCGGCAGGGAUGUAGCUCAGUUGGUAGAGCAUGGCGUUUGCAACGCCAGGGUUGUGGGUUCGAUUCCCACGGGGGCCAGUAUGAAAAAUAAAAAAGUAAUGUAUGCACUCACUAACUGUAAGUAGCUCUGGAUAAGAGCGUCUGCUAAAUGACUAAAAAUGUAAAAAAAAAAAAAAUCUGAAGUCUAUGCAACAAACUCGGGGAGAUAAGGGUAGGCUGUGGUUUAAGCUAAAAAGUGAAAUACAUGCAGAUUUUUUUUUCCUUUUUUGGAGCGAGCGGGGGGGGGGGUGAUUUGAGUGGUGCGCGAUGCAAACUGCGUUGAGCGAUAAUGAGCGGACUGGCCUGAUGUGGCUUUGAGCGGGGGGAGCGGAGGGGUGAACAGCUCCGUGAGCGAGGAGCUGAGAUUCUCACCGCACCACUCCGCUCAUAUGCUCUACUGUAGGCCUGAACUCAAAGUCAAGGUUGAAUUGAUGGUGCCUUUCAUACUGCCUUAGGGAAAGUGUUCCUGUCUAGCAAUUUCAGAACAGCACAUGGACCUUUUUUAUAAAAGGUUGUAUUACAUGACUACUUCAAAGUAUAUUUUUAAUCUGCGCUUUUAAUGAUGAAAUGGAUUCCAAGAAACACUCCUAUAGGUUUAAUCAAUGACACCCAACCAACAUAUAGGCUACCAUUUAAUUUUCUAAAGUUACAGAAAUGCAAGGACAUUACUCAUAUCACUUAGGCUAGGAAUGUGUGUCUAAUGUAUCGCAACCAUAUUUAUAAACCAGCUCUCUGUGAUGCAUACAUUUCUCAAGUUACUUUCAAGGUCACUGGUGAAUGAUCACUGUGUGUUCAUUUGGCAGCCCUUUGGACUACGAACGUUUCAGAGAAGCAGCACAAGAUGUCUCCUGCCACACGCAGAGUGGCUGGACCAAGGUGAGGGAUCUCUCUACUGUUCACCUGCCGUUACUGACUGACAACCUAUUAGGACUAGUUAAGAAACAACCCAUAAGCUCUUUCCCUAGCUCUUAGGCCUAUGGUGUCUGCAGAUCCGAAGGAAUCUGAUUAGGGCUGUGACUGUCAUGGAAUUUUGGAAUGACGGUUAUUUGUCAGCCAAUUGACUGCGGUCACCAUUUUUAUAAUCGUUUGAAUAGCAAACAAGAUGCACAAAGGCAACCGGAAGACUGGUUUGCUCCAACACCUUGCAGUAACAAGGAGCAACAAAGUUUCAUCACUUUGUAAGAGUCCAUGUUACCACAGAAAUGGACUCAACUGUAUGUCCCGCCUUCAGUCAGCUGUUUAGUCCACAACACAAAAUUCUAAAACUGGCUAGUUUAGCCUCCUCUCUCCUUAUAUCGGCUGUUAGCUGUAAGCCAGACUACUUUGCUGCUUUUGGGUAUAGUUUGUCGACUUGAAUAUGAAGUUGAUUAAAAACGUUGGAUUUUUUUUUUACGGUUAUGAUGAUUAUUUCAUUUUCAUGACUGUCUUCAUCCAUAAUUGUCGGUUACAUUAUUAUACAAUUACCGUGCCACCCCUAAAUCUGAUAAGUGUGGUGGAAGCUCCCCUUAGGCUUUUUGAAAGGCCUGGUGGAACCAUCACCAUUUUGCUUUUACCCCCAUCCUGGUUCCUUUUGGGUAGGGUCUUGAACUGGGCCUAACACACUGCCCUCGCUGUCCCCAGGUGCUGGUGCCUUUGGUGCUGCUGCAGGCACUACAGGGAGAAGGACAGAUCCUGGCUACUCUGCUUCCUCUGGGGGUCAAUUUCCUGGAGGAGGCUGAGGCAGACUACAUCAUCCGGCAGGGAGGAUGGGUGAGUGGACACUGGACAAGGGGAGAGGUGGUACAGAUGGGGUGGAUGGGACAGGGGGGCUGGCCAAUAAUGAACCACUUAUUCAUUUCUCAUACAAAAUUCAAGCAGAUUAAUGUUUCAGCCUUUACCUGUUGGCUGCUGUUUCUUUUCACAACACAGUAUAGCCAGAGGAGGGCGCCAGAGAUCCACUGUACAUGGUUGGCUGUAAGGGCAUUCAGUCAUUGUUGAGAGGCUGGCUAUAAGGGCAUUUUAAAGAUAGAACGAGAGAGGGAGACACUCUUCUUAGUUUACCUUUCACUUACUUAGGUAAUGCAGCUAAUUUAGCCUACUCAACAACUUGACUCAUAUAGAGAGGAAUGCUAUUUAUGUUAGCUAGCAGGCUAAGGCUAUCCAACACUGCAACUCUUCCAAGUCAAGGUAAGUGUUCGGCAGUGGUGGAAAAAGUGUCAUACUUGAGUAAAAGUAAAGAUACCUUAAUAGAAAAUUACUCAAGUAAAAGUGAAAGUCACCCAGUAAAAUACUACUUGAGAAAGUAUACAAUUAUUUGGUUUUAAAUAUACUUAAGUAUAUGUUAGCAAUUACAUUUACUUUUGAUACUUAAGUAUCAAAAGUACAGUACCAGUCAAAAGUUUGGACACUCAUUCAAGGGUUUUUCUUUAUUUUUACUAUUUUCUAUAUUAUAGAAUAAUAGUGAAGACAUCGAAACUAUGAAAUAACACAUGGAAUGAUGUAGUAACCAAAAAAGUGUUAAACAAAUCAAAGUAUAUUUUAGAUACUUCAUAGUAGCCACCCUUUGCCUUGAUGAUAGCUUUGCAUACUCUUGGCAUUCUCUCAACCAGCUUCAUGAGGUAGUCACCUGGAAUGCUUUUCCAACAGUCUUGAAGGAGUUCCCACAUAUGCUGAGCACUUGUUGGCUGCUUUUCAUUAACUCUGCGGUCCAACUCAUCCCAAACCAUCUCAAUUGGUUUGAGGUCGGGGGAUUGUGGAGGCCAGGUCAUCUGAUGCAGCACUCCAUCACUCUCCUUCUUGGUCAAAUAGCCCUUACACAGCCUGGAGGUGUGUAAACAAAUGAUAGUCCCACUAAGCUAAUGUCCAUUGCUCGUGUUUCUUGGCCCAAGCAAGUCUCUUCUUCUUAUUGGUAUCCUUUAGUAGUGGUUUCUUUGCAGCAAUUUGACCAUGAAGGCCUGAUUCACGCAGUCUCCUCUGAAUAGUUGAUGUUGAGAUGUCUAUUACUUGAACUCGGUGAAGCAUUUAUUUGGGCUGCAAUCUGAGGUGCAGUUAAUUGCCCAUUUGAGGCUGGUAACUCUAAUGAACUUAUCCUCUUCAGCAGAGGUAACUCUCGGUCUUCCUUUCCUAUGGCGGUCCUCAUGAGAGCCAGUUUCAUCAUAGCGCUUGAUGGUUUUUGCGACUGCACUUGAAGAAACUUUCAAAGUUCAUGAAAUGUUCCGUAUUGACUGAACUUCAUGUUUUAAAGUGAUGAUUGACAUUUGUUUCUCUUUGCUUAUUUGAGCUGAUCUUGCCAUAAUAUGGACUUGGUCUUUUACCAAAUAGGGCAUCUUCUGUAUACCCCCCUACCUUUUCACAACACAACUGAUUUGGCUCAAAUGCAUUAAGAAGGAAAUAAAUUCCACAAAUUAACUUUUAACAAGGCACACCUGUUAAUUGAAAUGCAUUCCAGGUGUCUACCUCAUGAAGCUGGUUGAGAGAAUGCCAAGAGUGUGCAAAGCUGUCAUCAAGGCAAAGGGUUGCUACUUUGAAGAAUCUAAAAUAUAUUUUGAUUUGUUUAACACGUUUUUGGUUACUACAUGAUUCCAUGUGAUAUUUCAAAGUGUUUAUGUCUUCACUAUUAUUCUACAAUGUAGAAAAUAGUAAAAAAUAAAGAAACUCUGGAAUGAGUAGGUGUGUCCAAACGUUUGACUGGUACUGUAAAAGUGUAAAUCAUUUCACAUUCCUUAUAUUAAGCAAACCAGACGGCACGAUUUUCUUGUUUUAAUUUACGGAUAGCCAGGGACACACUCCAACACUCAGGCAUAAUUUAUAAACAAAGCAUUUGUGUUAAGUGACUCUGCCAGAAUUGUGAAUUGGACCAUUUUCCUGUCCUGCUAAGCAUUCAAAAUGUAACAAGUACUUUUGGGUACCAGGGAAAAUGUAUGGAGUAAAAAGUACACUUAUUUUCAUUAAGAAUGUAGUGAAAGUUGUCAAAUAUAAAUAGUAAAGUACAGAUACCCCAAAAAAUACUUAAGUAAAAAUACUUUUAAAGUACUACUUAAGUACUUUACGCCACUGGCUUUCGGUUUUAUUAAUGUAUUGCCACCGAGGCCUGCUGGUGUAUCUGUUAAACUGCUUGCUGUGCACUGUACUGCGUGAUCGUACACUUGGAUUGUGGGUUUACUAACGUGUUAGUUCUACUUUUGUUGACUAUAACAUUAAUAUGGUGACAACAAUGUAGGCUGUGUAGUGGUUAGCGGUUAUGGUAGGAAGGUUUGGCUUGGAGAGGUUUUUCACCUGGUCAGAGACAGCUGUUGUGUUGUGCACUGAAGUCCACCGGCAAAGGGAAAAGGUGAGAGGAGGAGAGCGCGUAGAAGGAAUUCUACAGCAAGCAAAGUGAUGAUGCUGUAUGUGGCUGCUAUGAAAGUGAACUGUGUGGUCAGGGGUGUAUUCAUUCCUCUGAUUCUGUUGCAAAACGGAAACGAACGAAACGGGGAGGGACCAAAGUGAAUUUCUCCAAUAGAAACAGAACGGAACAUUUUGCAACUGUUGGGACUAAUGAUUACACCCAAUGUCGGCUAGAUGCAGGCAGGAGUUUGCAAGUCGGUAUUGAAAGUGUCACUGUCUGUCAUCUUGAUUACUCCAAUUUGUCUCAACCUCUGCACCUACGUUAUAAACGUUCAUUUGUAGGCUAGGUUGUAGCUACCUCAUGAUGGGUAUAGGGAAAAUGUGUGUAUCAUAUAGUGGCCUAAACCUAUCGAUUGUUACAUUGAGCUGGGUGAAUGGAAUAUGAAUGAGUCAUCCAAUGUGCUCUAAUGGAAAUGAUGCCAUGCUAAUUUAAAUAAAUCGUCCUCCCUUAUCUUAAACGCCACCUACCACCACUGAACUGGACAUGUAGAAGAAGUCGUUCUGCUGUCAGUACAGAUACUGUGCAGUGUAUUCAUUACCGUAACAAGCCCUAGGGAAAAGAAAAACACACAUAGAAAUUGCUUGAUCAGGCAUGACUGUAAAGUGCUAAAAGGGACACAUGGGUUGAGUACAACUGAAUGAAAAGCAGAGCCAGGCCCAUGACCUAACCAUGUGAAUCUCACCAAGACUGUGCUUGACUUGUGGAGAGAAUAAUCAUUGUUGUGGGGCAGUAAAGGGAUAACAUACCAUGACCAUCUCUGAUACAUAAUCCCUGACUCACUUCUGCUCGUAUCACAUUAUGACUGGAUCCAAUCCAUUGUUUAUGUGCUCAGUCCCUUGGCCACACUAACAAGGCCACAUUCCCACUGUUAUGUCAGGGAUGGACCAUAGGCUAGGGCUGGGACAGCAGGGGGAGGGAGAGAGUGAAAUAGAGAGGGCGGGGUGGGUAUGACACGCCAGUGAGAACUCCUGUGAAGUUCAAGCUCCAUUACUGUGACAGCGGUGUGUGGGUUCACUUCCCCCUUCUUUCUCUCCACUCCUCCCUUUCUCUCUCUCUUUCUGGGCUUCUGACCUUGCUCAGGGAAGCACUUACUGUAUAGUUGCUGGGUUACAGUCAGGUAGGUCAAUUAUCUUGUUUUUUGGUGGUGCGUGUGUUGGUGCGCGUUUGUAUAGGUGACUGUGUGAGAACAUUGAUCGUAGUUUAGUAAGAGACUGUCGGUCGCUGUUUGGGGGGAUUGAAGAACUCUGGACCGCAGGGAAGGGCUUGCGUCUCUGAAUCUGGUUUUAGCCGUGUGGUGAAGUGUAUGGAUAUCUGAGUUGACAGUUUGAACACAGUGCCUAGAACACAAUAAUCCCCAAGGUCCUCUAUGACGGAGCACUUAGAACAGAAAAAUGCACAGAAUUUUCCCUCCAUCUAUUGUGCACCAUUUACAACCAAGUGGAAAUCCCGAACUGCCUCAUGGGUUUAUCGCUUAUUGAGCGAUUUUGAUUGGUUGUAGUUAUCACUGUAAAUCUGAUGGGAGGCAGAUUGAUUUAGAUGACGGGUACGUCGUGCCAUCCUCGUGAUAGUGGUCCCUCCUGCUGUGUUUGGAGGCUCUGACGAUGACCAUGCCUUUUUGUUUAAUUACAUUAGGAAACAAAAAGGAUUAUGGCCCCAAUGUCGUGUUCACUUCAUUGGACAACAAGACCAGCAUCUCUUAAAUCCGACCCGGCCAUAGGAAUGGGGGGAAGAUGAGUAAGCAAGGGAAAUGCAAUACACUAGGGAGACAUUUUGAAUAAGGACCGCUUCUGACACAAAAUAGACUAGCAUGGGUAUGACUGCAUUUGAACCUGUUCACUAUGAAUGGUUUGGGUCUGUGACAUACUGUAACUGUGUGAGAGCCUAAUACCCUAUGUAGCUAGUCUAAGAGUGAGGGGUGUGUCUGUAUUAAACUUGGCUGGUGGAAAGGUCAUUAUCUGAACUUUGUCCUUGAGAACACCCCUACACACCCUCUCCCUCGUCUCUCUCUAUUUCUAGCCCUGUCCUUCAGACAGCACUGACUGCUGUCCUUCAGCACGACAGUGAAAACUGCUGCGUGUGUUCUGACGGGGCACUUCAGACAUGAUGUAUUACAGACGUUGUCAUGGGUGAUACAACUCCUGUCGCUAGGAAGUGACCGGACAAAGGGUGUGUCUGACACCUUGUCUAAGGUUGUCUGGGAGAGGAAGGCUAACAUUUUUUGAAAAUGAAUGCAGUAAUAUUAGUUUCAUUUUGGUGUGUCCCUCAGAAACUGCUCGUGACAAGUGUGCUUAUGUUGCUCUCUCAAAUUGCGCUUGACACCUCAGUUGCUGCGCACAAUAGUAAAGUUACUUGCUAAAAGGCCACAAACUGGGCAGCUUAGUCAGGCAAAUGCCCAUAUACUUUAAAAUAUAAUGAAUUUCGGUUGCCUCAAACACGGGCACAAAUCAUAUUGGGGGGGGGGGGGUGCUGAGCGUGUUCUGGUCUGUCUGGGACGCGUCAGGCUGCACAGCCCUUGGCCAUGUUACGUAAGAGAAAUGUCUCUGCUGCUGGGGUGGAAUGAUGAGUGCAUCUCUUUGUCUUGUGGCGACGGGCUCUGCUGCAGAGCAGAGGAAAUAAACCUCAGAAAUCCUCAGAAAAAUCACCAGAGGCCAGAUUGGCCUACUUAUAGUUAUAGCCUCCCAGAGCAGUGCCACCUUUGUCAACUGCUAACAGCAGAACCCAGGUCAGAUCCCCACUGGAGGAUGGUCAGUCCUACUCGCUUCACAGCGUUGGUCAGGGCAUCACUGCUAAUGGCUGAACCCAGGUCAGUGUCUACUGCUGCUGCCUAAUGCAACCUGCGUCACAAACACUGACACAGCGAGAGCAACACAACCUUUGGUGCUGGACAUCUGGUCUCAAGGUCCUCUGUCGGAUGCUCCGAGGCCAAGCACAGUCCCGCCAUCUGGCUGUUACCAGGUUCUCUUGUUGAAGCCCUUCUCGGAGAUUAGGAAAAACAGGUCAUUUUAGUGACGUGUUAAUUUGUAGAAGACGAGAAGUCAUUCAUCCAUGUGGCUGUUCCCAUCAGGCCAGCUGCUUCACAUUAACCCUCCUGAAUGGCUUUGAUCCUGGAUAAACCUGGGGUUACAGUGCCUUGUGAAUAGUUAUGCACGCUCAAGUUCUGUUUUUUUGGUCUUGUUUGUUUCACCAAAAAUAUUUUGCAUCUUCAAAGUGGUAGGCAUGUAAAUCAAAUGAUACAAACCCCCCCAAAAUAAUUUUAAUUCCAGGUUGUAAGGCAACAAAAUAGGAAAAAUACCAAGGGGGGUGAAUACUUUCGCAAGCCACUGUAUAGGCCUACACCCAGCUGCAGCCAAUCUAACACAAGAAAGGCCAUUCCUCUUGGGGGCAGCUGGAUCCUUUUUAUAAUUUUUUAUGAAAGCUACUUCCUAAAAGUGUACAUGAUGUCUUACUCCUUUGACACGGUAGGUUAGAAUAGCUUCAUUGCUCUUUAGUGGUAGUGGAUUAAUUGGAUGAGGGAGGAGUGAUGGGAUUAGGGGCAUUAAUAAAGGUGGAAUCCUGACUGGGGGAUGUAAUUAUGUCACUGACAACUCUCUUGGGCAGCUAUAUUGAAUGAUCAGUUGAUUAGUGAAUGGCCAUUUAUGUUAGUGUCCAAUGGUCCCUCCUGGCAGUCAAUCCACUUUGACGGCACUUCAUAGCAGCACACGACACUAAUUGAGAGGAAUUGUUAGGAUGGGGCCCUCGGGCUGAAACAGACUCACUACUAUGGCAUUAUAGGUUAAAUGUAAAUGUAAGAUUCCGUUUCUCAGAAACAACUGAGGAGACAGAGGAAGGUUAGACAGCUCUGGGCUGGCUGGCUGGUUCAGCAUGGAGCCUGAUGUCAGCAUGAAUCCCUCAAUGUCUGACUACCAGGAACUCUGCAUAUGUAACAUAACAUUAACAGAAGUCUUUACAGUAUCAGGUUAUCUGCAAAACACCCAGACCAGUGUCCAUGGACUUAAUGGCAAAUCUGUACACACCAUUGUAGGCUAAGCAUUAAAGGUCCAAUGCAGUUUAAAAAAAAAAUCUCUAUCAAAUUUCUGGGUAACAAUUAAGUACCUUACUAGCUAAGUUUCCAUCCAAUUGGUGACAGAUAUUCAUGCAAAUAGUCUAAAAUCUGCAUAAAAAUGUGCCUUUUCCCACCAGAGAUGUUUCCAUCAAAUUGACUUGUUGCAGAUUAAAGGCUGUGCGUGAUGAGGUAGUGCACAUAAAAAUAACUUUUGCGGUUAAAUUGUACAGAAUAAAAAAGUACAGAUUUAAAUGGGUUUCCAUCGCAUUUUCAGCUCUACUGAUGGUUUUCUCACCCAAAAUGUUGCGUUACGUAGCGAGUUUGCCCACUCUGGUGCUGUAUCCACGCGCUGUUGGCUAGAGCUUGCGUAUAGCCUACAUGAUGAGAUUAUUAUGGACAAAAGAGAGAUUUAUUUGUCAAACAGAAGCCAAUCAUCGUUGAUCACGUCACCAGAAUAAGACCCUCGAUAUUUAUUGGUAAGGAGCAUCAACAUCACCUUGCACUUUCACCACCCUGUCAAGUUCAUCAUGACUUAUUUAAUCUGUAGCCUAAUAAACUGCAUGCUUUCCCGAUGGACGAGUCGUAGUGGGAGGACCACACAUGUCAACGCGUGAUUCCAAGUUUACGUCGAUAUAAUAUUUGUGCAUAAGUGUUUCUACCAUUUCUCUCGCAUAAUUCAUUUUACUGACACAAAAAGGUCCCACCUUGUCUAGCGUGUUUUGUUGACAUUUGGAGAGCUUACCGAAACAUUUUCUGUUUCCAUCAGGCCUGUCAUUACAUUUUUAUUCAACAUGUACUUUACUCGCAUAAAAAGGUGGGUGGGGAAACCUGGUUAUUGUGAUUUUGUUUUCAGUUAAAAUGGUCAAAAAUUAAUAAAAAUAGCUUCUUUAAUAAAGGGCAAUUUCUCAAGCAAGAAUUUUGUUAGGACUGUCUGGGAUUGGUCGGAGUAGGGAGGGGAAAAACUAGCUGCUAUUGGCAGAUUUAGAACUCUUUUUCUUAUUGGUCUAUAAACUAAUUUACCGCCUAGUGAUAUCACCAGGCAGGCCAAAACUCCAUCACACUGACAUUUCAGGCAGUCUUUUCAAACGGGUAUUGCACUAAAAGGGCAUAACCAUUUUCACAGCAUUAUUCAAACCUGUGUGGGCAUGUACAAAACAUUAGGAACACCUUCUCUUUCCAUGACAGACUGAUCAGGUGAAUCCAGGUGAAAGCCAGGGGUGCAAUUGCAUUUUUGUCCCCCACAGUUUUAUCAUUGGAAUGUGAUACAAAACGAGGCAACAGUGUGCUUUAGGACCAUGCGGAUGCCUCUGAGCGGUUGGGUAGGCUGUUUGGAGUGUUUAUCUGACUGGAUAAAAAAUUAAUUAUGAGUCUGUCAAGAGCUGCAACGCUGCAGGGUUUUUCACACUCAACAGUUUCCCGUGUGUAUCAAGAAUGGUCCACCACCCAAAAGAUAUCCAGCCAACUUGACAGAACUGUGGGAAGCAUUGGCGUCAACAUGGGCCAGCAUCCCUGUGGAUGCUUUUGACACCUUGUAGAGUCCAUGCUCUGGUGAUUUGAGGCUGUUCUGAGGGCAAAAGGGGGUGCAAGUCAAUAUUAGGAAGGUGUUCCUCAUGUUUUGUAUACUCUGUGUGUGUAUAUAAAACACAGGAAAAUCACGUGUUUGACUGCACUGGGCCUUUUUAACAUUGGAUAAGAGGACAAAAACCAAUGAUCCUUUCACAAUAUCUUAUGGAGCAAAGAAAAACAAGUGAAACAAAGUCAGCCAGUCUGUAACAUGACUUGAGUUCCCAGUUCUAAUAUUUGUGUUGGCGAAGAGCUGUGGCAUGUUUAGGUGGCAGGCAGCAAGUCACAUGUGACUGAGACCCUGCUGGGAGAAGAGGGGGGGAUGUGUGUUUACACAAACUACCAGCUCUGAUUCAAGUGAUGCAGGCUUCCAAGUCUUGACUAGAAGGAUCUCAUACAGUAUAUUAGAUGAGGCUGUACAUGUGAUACUAGUGUGGGGAUGAAAUAUUGCCCUUCACUGGUGAUCAAAAAUAACAUCGGAGCCUAGUAUAGCUGCAGGUAGUCUAGCGGUUAAGAGUGUUGGGCCAGUAACCGAAAGAUCUCUGGUUCGAAUCCCCGAGCUGACUAGGUGAAAGAUCUCUGUGCCCUUGAGCAAGGCACUUAACCCCAAUUGCUCCUGUAAGUCUCUCUGGAGAAGAGCGUCUGUGAAAUGACUAAAAUGUAAAUGUAAUGCCUAUGUAAUCUCUAAUCACUCACAACCUCACUGUACCCUGACUGUGUUAAGGCUGUGGUAACUGUUCAUAGGUGCAGUGGAGCCUAGUGUCAUCCCUGAGAUUAGGUUUAACAGUGUGUGUGGCGGUAUCACUCCCCUCAUUGUUUGUACAGGGGUUUUAACACAGCAUUGUUGAGUGGUACAUAGUGCCUUCAGAAAGUAUUCACACCCCUUGAUGUAUUGUACACCUACUGGUAGAUUGGUAAAAAAUAAAACGGCAGACUUUUUGAAUAUUCCUUUGAACAUGGUGAAGUUAUUAAUUACACGUUGUAUGGGUUAUCAAUACACCCAGUCACUACAAAGAUACAGGUGUCCUUCCUAGCUCAGUUGACAGAGAGGAAGGAAACAGCUCAGGGAUUUCACCAUGAGGCCAAUUAUGAUUUUUAUAUGGCUGUGAUCGAAAACUGAGGAUGGCUCAACAACAUUGUAGUUACUCCACAAUAAUAACCUAAACGACGGAGUGAAAAGAAGGAAGCCUGUACAGAAGAACAAAUAUUCCAAAACAUGUGUCCUGUUUGCAAUAAGGCAGAACUAAAGUAAUACUGCAAAAAAAUUUGGCAAAUUAACUUUUUGUCCUGAAUACAAAGCAUUAUGUUGGGGGCAAAUCCAGCACAACACGUCACUGAGUACCACGCUUCAUAUUUUCCAGCAUGGUGGUGGCAUCAUGUUAUGGGUAUGCUUGUCAUCGGCAAGCAUACACAUAACAUAUAAUAAAAGGAAUAGAGCUAAGCACAGUCCUAGAGGAAAACCUGGUUGUAUGCUUUCCAACACACUGGGCGACAAAUCCACCUUUUCAGCAGGACAAUAACCUAAAACGCAAAACCAGUGGAGUUACUUACCAAGACGACAUUGAAUGUUCCUGAGUGGCCUAGUUACAGUUUUGACUUAAAUCGGCUUGAAAAGGAUAAUGUGCAAAUAUUGUACAAUCCAGGUGUGUAAAGCUAUUAGAGACUUACCCAGAAAGACUCACAGCUGUAACCGCUGCCAAAAGUGAUUCUAACAUGUAUUGACUCAGGGGGUUGAAUACUUAUCUAAUCAAAAUAUAUUAGUGUUUGAUUUUCCAUUUAAUAAACACAUUUUUAAAAGUAUUUUGUGUAGAUUGUUGACAAAAAAUGACAAUUAAAUCAAUUUUAAUCGCACUUUGUAACACAACAAAAAUGUGAAAUAAGUCAAGGAGUGUGAAUACUUUCUGAAGGCACUGUAGUUUGGGAAGAGCUGUUCCUGUGUGGGGCUGCCUGACUUCCUCUCAGAGGAACAGUGUACAGUUUGUCUUUCUGUGUGUGUGUGUCCCGCAGCAAGGGUGGAGAGCUUUGUAACACGCCUGACAACAGCUCACAAUACCUCAAAAGUCUGCUGUACAACAGCGACUGUUUUUUUUUUUUCAACUUGGUGCGUGUGAAGUUAUUGGAAGGUGCUGAAGAAUAUAGGUGUUUUCACACAGGGAGUGAAGCUAUAAGGACUACAGGUGAGGAUAUCUCAGGUUUGGUGUUUAUUUUCAUAUGAAGUAGCCUAAAUAUCUAGAUUUUAUUUCACUUUGAUUAUCUGCUUAUGCUCUGUCCUAGUGAGUUAAAGAACCAUAGAUUUUCGCUUUUAGUAAUCUCAAGUUUUCAAUGUUUUUAGCUGCUAGCUACUGAAUAAUUGGUCUACUUAGCCUGCUGAUGGAGAUGUCUUUUAUUAGUGCUUUACCAUAUGUUCUUUUGAGAACAUCAUAAAAAUAAUAAAUAGUUAUAUGGCUUUAGUAACUGGGUGAGGGUCUACUGCUGAUUAUUUCAUUUUGACGUAAUUUGCCUAAAGACCCAAUGCUUGUUACGCCCAGAUGGAGACCUAUUAAUGUGGCCCUAACACAUGGCUGCCCUUCUUUAUCCAACCACUGAAACCUCUGCCCAGAGAGGAGGGUUUUUAGAAAAAUUAUGUAAACCACUCUCCCACACACAAAUCUGCUUACACCCAGAGAGUGAAUGCUAGGAAGGGUUGGCAUUAGUUUUAAUCCCCUGCCUGGCCUCCCGGGAUGCAGCCUGGCCUCUGAGAGAAUGUCCUUGUAAGGAGAAUAACCUUCAUUCAGGCCAUAGGACCAUAGCUCAAACAACUGUAUUUUACAUAGAUACAGUAUAGGCCCCAUUUUAGUUAGGAAAAUGUUCUGUGAGUUCGAUGCAAAUAAGUAGUCAUUUGCAAGCCUGUUUGAAUGGAAGAUAAGUGUACCAGAGCAGUUAUUUAGCCUGCCUGAAUGAACCGUAACAGUUUUAACCUUAUCUUUUCAUGGGGGAGAUGUGGAUUAGGCUGAGUCAGUUAGUGCUGUCAGAUCCAUCCUGUCAGGUCCACGGCACCCUGCUACCCCUACUGUGCUCUGGGAAUUCAGUCUGAGCUCUGAGGCAGCCAUUUUCACACCGUCUGACACGCGAUGCAGCCACCUUAAGUGCUUAUGUUAAAGCUUCCUACACAAAGAUGUCCCUUUUUUAUGAAAUGUGCCUGAAUAGCCUCCUACUAACGUACCUACCGAGGCACAUAUUGACAUCUAAAAACAUACAGUGCAUUCGGAAAGUAUUCAGACCCCUUGACGUUUUCCACAAUUUGAUACGUUACAGCCUUAUUCUAAAAUGGAUGAAAUAGUUGUUUUCCCCUCAUCUACAAUCUAUACACUACCCAAUAAUGACAAAGCAAAAAAAAGGUUUUUAGAAAUCGUUGGCAAAAAAAACUGAAAUAGCACAUUUACAUAAGUAUUCAGACCCUUUACUCAGCACUUUGACGUACCUUUGGCAGCGAUUACAGCCUCAAGUCUUCUUGGGUAUAACGCUAAAAGCUUGGCACACCUGUAUUUGGGGAGUUUCUCCCAUUCUUCUCUGCAGAUCCUCUCAAGCUCUGUCAGGUUGGAUGGGGAGCGUUGCUGCACAGCUAUUUUCAGGUCUCUCCAGAGAUGUUCGAUCAGGUUUAGGUCCAGGCUCUGGCUGGGCUACUCAAAGACAUUCAGAGACUUGUCCCGAAGCCACUCCUGCGUUGUCUUGGCUGUGUGCUUAGGGCCGUUGUCCUGUUGGAAGGUGAACCUUCACCCCAGUCUGAGGUCCUGAGUGCUCUGGAGCAGGUUUUCAAAUCAAAUCAAAUUUUAUUGGUCACAUGCGCCGAAUACAACAGGUGCAGACAUUACAGUGAAAUGCUUACUUACAGCCCUUAACCAACAGUGCAUUUAUUUUAAACAAAAAAGUAAGAAUAAAACAACAACAAAAAAGUGUUGAGAAAAAAAGAGCAGAAGUAAAAUAAAGUGACAGUAGGGAGGCUAUAUAUACAGUAAAAUAAAGUGACAGUAGGGAGGCUAUAUAUACAGGGGGGUACCGUUGCAUUGUCAAUCAAGGAUCUCUCUGUACUUUGCUCUGUUCAUCUUUCCCUUGAUCCCGACUAGUCUCCCAGUCCCUGCCGCUGAAAAACCUCCCCAAUAAUGCUGCCACCACCAUGCUUCACUGUUUCCUCCAGAGGUGAUGCUUGGCAUACAAGCCAAAGAGUUCAAUCCUGGUUUCAUCAGACCAUAUAGUCUUUUUUUCUCAUGGUCUGAGAGUCAUUUAGGUGCUUUUUGGCGAACUCCAAGCGGUCUGUCAUGUGCCUUUUUUGCGGAAGAGUGGCUUCUGUCUGGCCACUACCAUAAAGCCCUGAUUGCUGGAGUGCUGCAGAGAUGGUUCUCCCAUCUCCACAAAGGAACGCUGGAGCUCUGUCAGUGACCAUCGGGUUCUUGGUCACCUCCCUGACCAAGGCCCUUCUCCCCCGAUUGCUCAGUUUGGCCGGGCGGCCAGCUCUAGGAGUCUUGGUGGUUCCAAACUUCUUCCAUUUACGAAUGAUGGAGGCCACUGUGUUCUUGGGGACCUUCAAUGCUACAGAAAUGUUUUGGUACGCUUCCUCAGAUCUGUGCCUCGACACAAUCCUGUCUCGGAGCUCUACGGACAAUUCCUUCAACCUCAUGGCUUGGUUUUUGCUCUGACGUGCACUGUCAAUUGUGGGACCUUAUAUAGACAGGUGUGUGCCUUUCCAAAUCAUGUCCAAUCAAUUGCAUUUACCACAGGUGGACUCCAAGUUGUAGAAACAUAUCAAGGAUAAUCAAUGGAAACAGGUGGACCUGAGCUCAAUUUCGAGUCUCAUAGCAAAGGGUCUGAAUACUUAUGUAAAUAAGGUAUUUCAGUUUUAUUUUAUAAAUUUGCAAACAUUUCUAAACACCUGUUCGCUUUGUCAUUUAUGUAUAGAUUGAUGAUGAAAAUAAAUAAUUGUAUCCAUUUUAGAAUAAGGCUGUAACAAAAAGUCAAGGGGUCUGAAUACUUUCCGAAUGCACUGUAUAGGCCUAAAUGGAAGUAUUGGAGCAGUGGCCCGCGGGUGGUUUUAUUUGGCCCCAAGUUUUCUGAGCAAAAUAAAUACUGUAAAAACACCCGGAAAUCAGCUCCAAGUGAUUUUAAUUUGGGAAAUCUGUUCCCAAGUAUUUCCACGCAUGAUAGAAGAGACACGUGAUCAUUUAGCAGACGCUCUUAUCCAGAGCGACUUACAGUUAGUGAGUGCAUACAUUUUCAUACUUCCCCCCCGUGGGAAACGAACCCACAACCCUGGCGUUGCAAGCGCCAUGCUCUACCAACUGAGCUACAAGCAAGGUUUGAAAUUAUAUUUGAGUGAGAUAUUAUAUCUGUUUGGGCUCCUUGCGUUCAAUUUGCAGUUUACAAAUGAUUUGUAGUUAUGUUCCGGCCCCCCGACCAUCCGCUCAAGAAGAAAUCGGCCCGCGGCUGAAUCUAGUUGAGGAUCCCUACUCUACAGCCAUAAGGACUGAUAGAUUAGAUUCCAUCAGGCUUCUGACCCAGUUGUUAGUUCCCAUCCACACACCACUAGGUGGUAUGAAAGCCAUAGCAUCACGAGCAUUGUAGAGAACAAUAUACAAAUAACAAGAGACCAAAGAAAAGUCAAUAAUAAAUACCAACAUUUAUAUUACACUAUAGACAAGUUACAUUUUGACAUACUGUAGACACUGCUUUGAUCAUUUGCUAUUUAUACCACAAGAAGAGAUUAUGCAUACAAACAAAAACCUGUGUCACAAUAGCUUGGUUGGGAGUAUAUAUCAUUAUCACCUGUGUUUUUGAUUGUUUUCAAGCUUGUUCCCAUUGCCCUAUAUUCAGUCACCUAAGAGCAGCUACGGACCUGCAGCUCUCUGAGGAGACCUUUUUAGAAGUCUCUGUCACCUCUAUCAGAAUUAUUUGAAGUCCCAGUGAAUAGUAGAUGCACCUGUUCUAAAGAGGUUUUACUCUAGGCGAUCCCUCCCACGGGCUAUGGCCCUUUGUCAAGACCAGGGUAGGGGCAUACAGGAACUCUACACAAACAAACUACAGAAGUCUGCAUUAGAUUGUGAUAUCCUCAGUGGUUUCCUUAGAAUGAUCAGCAGGAAGUUAAGUCAAGACAAAAGGUCUGUGAUAACGCAGAUGACGUACUGUACUAUAGCCUCAGAUGGGCUGAUGUUGGGCUUUUUCAGGUGGUGACUGCACACUUGACCAAACCACAUCAAAGUCUUUGUAUUGCAACUCCUGUCGAAAAUAUAAGUGCAAGAUGUGACAUUUACUUUGACAUUACUGAGGUGUGCGUCACACAUUUCUACUGUGAUAUUGCGUGAAAAUUCACAAGAAUUGGGAGGAUCCACACCUUUCUUAGAAGUGGGCCAGUAGUGCCAGAGGUUUUGCCCAUUUUUGAAAUGUCAGUCUUGUUUAUUUAUCCACAAUGUCAUAAGAUUAUUAUAUCCCACCCAUCAGCACUUUAUUAAAUGGGAAAAUGCAAUGCUUGUUAUUUUGUGGUUCCAUACUGACCACUGAACUUUCUCUCCCUCUCAGGGUACAGUGUUUAGCCUGGAGGAGGAGCAGGGCUUGACCAUAGCCGAGGACAGCAACGACAUCUACAUCCUGGCUGGAGAGCAGCUUCCCACAUCGCAGCUGGGCACCGGAGACAACAGUGGGCCGGACAGCUGGCAGACAGAGAGCUUACGUGUGUCUCUGGCAGGCCACGAGUCCUGGGCACAGGUUGGCAUGAUGGACCACCCCGAAGACAUCAAGAGCCUGGAAAGCAACGAGGGCACCCUUGCAGAGGAGCGCAGCGAGAACAACUCUUCCAACUCUGACAUCGUGCACGUAGAGCGAGAGGACGCAGAGGAGGGUGAGGGCGGGGCAGAGGAGCCUGAGCUGCAGGAGAUCAUGCUGAGCGUGCUGGGCACGGAGAGUGAGCUGGCCGAGCUGAGGGCGAUGUUUAGGGAUGACACCCCGCCUCCUGUCCCAGCAGCCCCAGAGCCCGUGGUGGUAAAUCUGGAGGAGUCGGUCGUCAUCGAGACCCCUGCUCCCCUGUCGGCGGUCCCAUCAGAGCCAGAACCGCGUGCCCCAUCCACUGACCCAGUGUCAGAGCCCGAACCCCCUGCACCAGCCCCUGUGGUUGAGCCUGAGCCUGUCCCUGUUGUGGAGGCAGCACCCCCAUCCCCCGCCAAGGUGCCCCCUACUCCCCCACCAGCAGAGCCAGCCCCAGAACCAGAGCCAGCCCCAAUGCUAGUCACAGCAGCACUACCCCAGCCAGAGCCCAUUCCAGAGGAGCCCCAGCCUGAACCUCAGUCAGAGGCUGUGAUGGAGCUGGCAGCAGCGCCCGUCCUGGAGGCACCCCAAGCCCCUGUGGAGGCCCCUGUGGCCCCAGCCGAGGAGGCCCCAGUGCAAACGGAACCAGAGCCCGAGUUGGAGCUUCCAGUGCUGCUUUACAGUGGAGCUGCCCUGGUGGCCCUAGCUGCUGUAGUGGCUUUGGGAGUGCUGACCCACCGGAAGAGGUAG
Molecule: messenger RNA, 31259 nt
Organism: Coregonus sp. 'balchen'
Lineage: Eukaryota; Metazoa; Chordata; Actinopteri; Salmoniformes; Salmonidae
Source: the annotation of a GenBank genome assembly